AUGACCUCCCAACAGGUUCUCUUUGCCGAGACUAUAGCUGGCAUGAAAAAGGCCUUCAAGCGAAAAGCCUACGACUCCGACUCAGACUCCGAAAUCGAAAGCUACGGCAACCGAGGGCACAAACUCCAGAGGCGGGCUCGCUUCGCACACAGAGGCCAGCUCAUCCCUACUGAAGGCCCCAGUGCUUACAAGGAGGAAGUCGAUUACGCUGGCGUUCGACGAUCCAUCAUCCACCGGAACCCCCCCCUGGUCGACUGGGAAGGGUACGAAGUCGACAGCGACGAUGACGACGACCGUAUCGAAGAAGCCAUGGCUUCGGCCGCGGAGUUGGAUCCCUAUGCCAACAUCCGUCUAGAGAUGUCGUCGACAGAUGUGCUCGCACCAUUGACCGCGUCAACCGACUUGCCAAACCACCCGACCCUCUCCCAGCCCUUUACCUCGCAGAGUCUGACCAACCUGGUCCAGCACAGCAGCGCCAUGAUGCGCAGAGAAAACGCAUCUCUCUGGAAGGUCCGCCACCUCUGGACGGCGCUAUGCGGCGACCACAUCUGGAUCCCCUGCGAGGCCAUGCUAGCCCCCAAUGACGUCGAGCUGUAUACGGACGACCAUGUGGCCCGACACCUUCUCAGCCUGUCCAAGGGCACCACAACUGUGGGCGAAGACGGACGCAAACAAGGCGAUGCUCAGGAAGAAACUAACGGCGACGAGGACGUUUCGAUGAGCGAUCCGGUGGACGAGAACAAUAACAGAAACGCCGGGCCCAGGGCACCGGGUGCUAGACGGCAUGGUGACGAGAAACCAAAAGAAGAAGGGGACGAUGGCGGUGCGCAUGGCCUGGCCAACGGACACGCUGCCGCAAACGAACCCGCGGAUGCCAACCGUGCUCCCGCGUCAAUGGUAUCAGAAGGCACCGAGAAGGCGUUUGUCCAUCCCAUGUUCCUGCCACCUGCGGGAUCCAAGGCGGACCGCAACCUUGGGGUGCCGGAGAACGAGGCCGAGGACGUGCGCAGGCUGCUCUCAUUCUUCGUCCAAAAGCAGGAGGAGGUAUGCCGCGGUGCGCACCGUCUUUAUGAAGGCCUGACCAAGGCGCAGCGCCUGCGCCGGAACGUACUCCACUGGUCCAAGGCAGAGGCGCAUUCGGGCGAGAACAGGGACAUGUCUGAUGGAGAAGACUGGUACGACAAGGAGGAAUGGGGCUUGACGGAAGACCUCAAGAAGGGGCAGGACGACGAGGAGGAGGAUACGACAACGACUUCCAAAAAGACAAGGACACGACGGUGA
Geosmithia morbida is the source of this 1281-nucleotide messenger RNA. Its product is annotated as RXT2-like, N-terminal. The coding region runs from base 1 to 1281 and encodes 426 amino acids. Gene Ontology annotation, biological process: negative regulation of silent mating-type cassette heterochromatin formation; negative regulation of rDNA heterochromatin formation. The transcript is spliced from 4 exons. Gene Ontology annotation, cellular component: cytosol; Rpd3L complex. The record is from RefSeq and is a predicted model, not a curated record. NCBI's taxonomy places the organism in Eukaryota, Fungi, Ascomycota, Sordariomycetes, Hypocreales, Bionectriaceae.